Spirometra erinaceieuropaei is the source of this 534-nucleotide messenger RNA. The record is from the annotation of a GenBank genome assembly. NCBI's taxonomy places the organism in Eukaryota, Metazoa, Platyhelminthes, Cestoda, Diphyllobothriidea, Diphyllobothriidae.
AUGAUCUUCGCCAUUCGCCAACUUCAGGAGAAGUAUCAGGAGAUGCGGACCCACCUGUACUCAACCGACGUGGAUCUGAUGAAAGCUUUCGCCACGGUGAAUUGUAAAGGGCUGUGGAAAAUCAUGCAGAAAUUCGGCUGCCACGAGCGGUGCAUUCAGCUGGUGCGCCAGCUCCACGACGGCAUAAUGGUGCGCGUCACGGACAACGGAGCUGUUUCAGAGGCAUUCGCCGCGAUCAACGGAGUGAAGCAGGGAUGUGUCCUGGCGUCUACCUUCUUCAGUUUUAUAUUCUCUAUCAUGCUGAUGGACGCCUACCGUGACGAACGUCCCGGGAUCCGCAUCACCUUCAGGACGAACAGCCAUCUUCUCAAUCAGCGGCGGAUGCACUUCCAGGCACUUGGAUCCACAACUACCGUUCAUGAACUUCUCUUCUUCGACGACUGCGUCCUCAAUCCCACCUUGGAAGGGGACAUGCAAAGGAGCAUGGACCUCUUCGUCGGAGCCCGCGACAACUUCGGACUAAUGAUCAAUUAG